CUGCAUUUGUACUUGAAAGAGGUAUAUUGCAUGUGUGCUCAGAGUCAUGACUGCCCUUAAGUCCUUAACAAUGAAUAACCUCAAGCAAAUGAUGUUUCCUUAUUUCGACCAGAUUCCUAGAGAUAGGGUGGCUGGGUCCAAGGGUAAUGUGUAUAUUGUUUGUCGAGAUAUUUCCACACCUUCUCCAUGGAGAUGCUCCUACUCCUACCAGCAUCGAGAUGCUUCUCUUUCCCCCCAGCUUUGCAAUGGGGCAUAUUAUGGAACUUUAGAAAUUUGGAGUUUGUUAUAUAAAAUUUUGUCUCUUACUGCCAUUUUUCCCUUCCAGACUGAGACUAUACAGGUUGCCCUGUCACUGGAAAGCCGUUCAGAGGGAAAAGUUGAUUUUAAGGCCUACAAGGAUUACUUCACAGCUGGUGCUCACUGGAAUAUCAUCAUUUUCCUUAUUCUCGUAAACAUCGCAGCUCAGGUGUCCUACGUCCUUCAGGAUUGGUGGCUCUCAUCCUGGGCAAAUGAACUGAGUACUGUGUAUGCCAUGACAUAUGGAAAAGGAAGUGUAAUCUUGUUACCUGAUCCUGGCUGGUACUUUACACCUUAUUCAGUUCUCACUGCAGGUACCGUGCUAUUUGGCAUCUCGAGGUCUCUGUUGAUGUUCUACGUCCUUGUUAAUUCUUCACAAACUCUGCACAAGCAAAUGUUGGAGUCCGUUUUGAGAGCUCCGGUACUGUUCUUUGAUAGAAAUCCGACAGACAUUUCUUCUUGUGAUGGGUGUGGUGGGCGUGAUGGUGGUGGUGAUUCCUUGGACUGUGAUACCCCUGAUUCCACUUGGCAUCAUCUUCUUUGUUCUUCGGAGAUAUUUCUUAGAGACAUCACGAGAUGUGAAACGCCUGGAAUGCGCAAGUGGUGGGUCUGUGCCAUAACAACAACACCACUAUCUUCCCUAUGCAGUAACCGACAGUGUGUCUUAAGGCCACUGUUGGAGCCACCAGCAAAAGAAGCUCGGAGCCCGGUAUUUUCCCACUUAGCAUCUUCUCUCCAGGGACGCUGGACCAUCCGGGCGUUCAAAGCCCAACAGAGGUUUCAGGAGCUGUUUGACACUCACCAGGAUUUGCACUCAGAGGCCUGGUUCUUGUUUCUGACCACGUCCCGAUGGUUCGCCCUGUGCCUGGAUGCCAUCUGUGCCGUCUUUGUCAUUGGUGUUGCCUUUGGGUCCCUGUUUCUGGCAGAAACUUUGAAUGUCGGGCAGGUGGGCCUGGUGCUGUCUCUCGCCCUCACGUUCAUGGUGAUGGUCCCGCGGUGCAUCAGGCAAAGUGCCGCAGCCGAGACUAUGGUAAAGUGUUUAUCUUAACCUUCUUAGCCUGUUCUAGUCUCCUUGCCAUCAAAUGGUAUAACAUCAAUUCUUAUGUGAAAUAUUAAAACUGAUGUUUCCACAUUGUAGGUAACAGAAUUUUCUAGGUUCUUCUCCCAUCUGUUUAAAGUUAAUAUGGAAUAAAAUAUAAUCUUUUUCUCACUCUGUGGGUGCCAGGUCAGCAGGUUUUCUGUUCAUCACAUGCUGUC
This is a messenger RNA of Sus scrofa (pig), 1554 nucleotides long. Lineage: Eukaryota; Metazoa; Chordata; Mammalia; Artiodactyla; Suidae. The record is from RefSeq and is a predicted model, not a curated record.